Triplophysa rosa is the source of this 2589-nucleotide messenger RNA. RefSeq names its product tetraspanin 18a (gene tspan18a). The coding region runs from base 288 to 1049 and encodes 253 amino acids. NCBI's taxonomy places the organism in Eukaryota, Metazoa, Chordata, Actinopteri, Cypriniformes, Nemacheilidae. The transcript has 9 exons. Gene Ontology annotation, cellular component: membrane. The record is from RefSeq and is a predicted model, not a curated record.
UGUGACUGAGCACAGAGCGCGCGGAGCAGCGGAGAAGUGUAGCGUACUACAGUCAGCGCGACCAAACCCCUCAGUCCUGUCGAGUGUCGGCAGAAAGGAAUAAACAGGAAUAAACUGUCCACACAGCAAUUUAAUGAAUUCUAAGGACAACAGAGUUCUCGUUGUGUUCAUCUGUACUUAAGCGCUUGGAGAGCAAAGGACACGCUACAGAGGGGAAGUGUGAAGAGGGCUUCUGAAAAGCAUCACAUUUGCCAUCAGCUGGAAGGGAGAGGCAUUUACAGGUACAUAUGGGGCAGGGAGAAGCUUCAGCAAGAAGCACAAGGAUGGAGGGAGACUGUCUCAGUUGCAUCAAGUACCUCAUGUUCAUCUUCAACUUCUUCAUCUUUCUCGGAGGUGCAUUCCUUCUAGGGGUGGGAAUCUGGGUGCUGGUGGAUCCGACAGGUUUCCGGGAGAUUGUGGCAGCCAACCCUUUACUGUUUACUGGAGUCUAUGCAAUUUUGGUCAUGGGUGGGAUGUUGUUCCUCUUGGGAUUCUUGGGCUGCUGUGGUGCCAUACGGGAAAAUAAAUGUCUUCUACUGUUUUUCUUUAUGCUCAUACUCAUCAUAUUCCUGGCAGAGCUCGCCGUAGCCAUUCUGGCCUUCAUAUUCCGAGAGCAUCUCACCAGGGAUUACUUUACCAAGGAGCUGAAAACACAUUACCAAGGCAGCAACAGCAGCGAUGUCUUCACCUCCACGUGGAAUGCCAUCAUGACCACAUUUGAUUGUUGUGGGGUAAAUAGUGCUGAAGACUUCGAUGAUCACAGUCUCUUCAGACGCCUGAACCCCAGCAGACUGGUGCCGGAGGUCUGUUGCCAGAGGAACGAUCUGAUGAUGAGCAGGGAGGAGUGUGUCAAGGGAAUUAUGCCAAUCCGUACCAAGGGCUGUUAUUCGGCAGUGGUGGAUUAUUUUGAGACAUACAUCUAUGUGGCUGGAGCUCUUGCUAUUGUGGUGCUGACUAUUGAACUCUUUGCCAUGGUGUUUGCUAUGUGUUUGUUUAGAGGAAUCCAGUAAUCAACACAAGUUGUACAUAAGGACAUUUUAAGAAGAAAAAAUGGCAUGGGAUGGAGGACACUAAAAAACAGAAGAAAACACUCAUAUAUUUGUCAUCUCGGCGUUUUUAAAGUUACUAAGAAUUACCAAAAAUAACUUAUUACGUACUUCACAGCUGGGACUCUGACGUCUCUGGUAAUGAAAAAUAUUUCAUGUCUGAUUCCUAAAGGAACAGUAUAUACGUCAGUCCUUUAACAUUAUUGGAUGGACAUCUUGCACUGAUAUUUGAAUAUGUUGGCUAUAGAUGACAAAAGAUUGAUUAUUACUGAGUUGUUUUACCUCUUGUCUUAUUCAGCACUGUUCCAGAGCCAUGCCUAAAACAUUACACAGUGUGAAUGUUUGAGUGUGUGUGUGACAGAAAGUACUAUUGUGAGUGUGUUUCUGUACAAAUUCUCAAAACCCAAAAGCUUGUAUAAAGUGUUUUAUGUGCUCAAACCGUGAAUAUUGUGUCAUUUUAGUAUGUAUUUGUGUUGUAUCUAUUGUAACUACUUUGAAUAAUAUUAAAAAUGAACAGUAAAUUCACAUCACUUGUAUGAACAAUUAUUGAACUUAGUUUUGAAGAAAUUAACUGUAUAUUAAUCAAAUGUCAAUCAACAUAUCAGGGAUAAUGCAUCUUGCAAAAAUAUGUCAAACAAACCUAUUAUUUUUCAAAAGUCGUAUUAAUGCUAAAAGAAUGUGUUUAUGAGUGCUGUUUUUAACAGAUUUUUAAAUGAUUUAAUGAAUGUAUUGAUCUUAUGUAGCACAGUUUAAUAAAUAUCUAAACAUUUGUUUACAGAAAAGCAUUACAAGAUACACACACUGCCUGAGGUCUAGUGCCGCACAUUAUAUCAAGAUCAUCUUUCAACUGAGGGGGCUGAAAGAGUUAUACAAUAUACAUACAACGAUGUGAACAGGUUAUAGGCCUGUUUUAGUUCUUUUACUCAAAUCCCUAUAGAGAGUAAUUAUGCUAUAGUGUUUCUAUGAAAAAAAGACAUUUAAGAAUGUAGGAAUUCUUAACCUUCUCCAAAAUGGGGUAUGCAGAAACGUUUUGAAUCCCAAGUUUAAGUCGUCCAUUGUAACCACUAGAGGUCAUCACAAUGUUUUGCUGCCUGGAAUUAUCUGCACUUGUUUGUAAUCACUCAUGGUGUUUAUAUUGUUGUUUCUUGUUAUACAGUGUAAAGCCUGUUUUAUUUAUUGUGCGUUUUUGAGUGUUAUUGGUCAGUGUUUAUGAUUUUAUGUUUGUUUGUUCAAAACACAACAUUAAAGUCUUAGGAAACCUUGUGGAUCCCCUGUGACUUGACUGUUGUGGUUAAGGUGCAUUUAAAUGAUAAGAACAACUUUGUCAAUAAUACAACAAUCUGUAUCUACUUAAAGUAUUAGAUAUUAUCUACUAGAAUUAUCUUGCUUGUUCUAUAAACACCAUGCACUGUGCUGUUUUUUACCUUUUCUGUGUUUUUCUUAUUUUCUCAUUUAAAGCUGCUUUUGAACAAUGCAUUGUGAAAAUCGCUGUAUAAAUAAAAUU